Poecile atricapillus (Black-capped chickadee) is the source of this 1267-nucleotide messenger RNA. It is a transcript of the gene BNIP3L, whose product is annotated as BCL2 interacting protein 3 like. NCBI's taxonomy places the organism in Eukaryota, Metazoa, Chordata, Aves, Passeriformes, Paridae. The coding region runs from base 271 to 849 and encodes 192 amino acids. Gene Ontology annotation, cellular component: nucleus; mitochondrial envelope; mitochondrial outer membrane. The record is from RefSeq and is a predicted model, not a curated record. The transcript is spliced from 6 exons. Gene Ontology annotation, biological process: defense response to virus; positive regulation of apoptotic process; mitochondrial outer membrane permeabilization.
GCCCGCACCGGGAGCACCCGCGGGGCCCGGGAGGUGCCGGCCCGCACCGGGAACACCCGCGGCCCUGGGCAGCCCCUCAGGCGGCGGGAGCGCGGCCGGGAGAGCCGAGAGGACGCGGGGCACCGCCGGGGUGGAUUAAACGGGCUCCGGGUGCUGCGCCCGAGGGGACCCGACCCGCCGCCUGUCGCAGGAGGCUGAGGGCGAUGGAGCCCUCCGAGGAGCGGCCCGAGCUCGUUGCGUGGUUACACGGAGUUUACCCGAACAGCGAGGAUGGGGAUACAGCGGGGUUCCUGGGUGGAGCUGCAGAUGAACGGCAACGGCAACAGCAACGACAACGGCAACGGCAAGAACGGGGGCCUGGAGCACGUCCCGUCCUCCUCCUCCAUCCACAAUGGAGACAUGGAAAAAAUCCUCCUGGAUGCCCAGCACGAGUCAGGACAGAGCAGUUCAAGAGGUAGUUCCCACUGUGACAGCCCGUCACCUCAAGAUGAUGGACAGAUAACUUUUGAUGUGGAAAUGCACACAAGUAAAGACAGUAGUUCUCAGUCCGAAGAAGAAGCAGUAGAAGGAGAGAAAGAAUUGGAAGUUUUGAAGAAAAGUGCAGGCUGGGUGUCAGACUGGUCAAGUAGGCCUGAAAACAUUCCUCCCAAGGAAUUCCAUUUCAGACAUCCUAAACGUUCAGUGUCUCUAAGUAUGAGAAAAAGUGGAGCAAUGAAAAAAGGUGGCAUUUUCUCUGCAGAAUUUCUUAAGGUUUUCAUUCCAUCUCUGUUCAUAUCUCAUGUUUUGGCUCUGGGACUAGGCAUCUACAUUGGGAAGCGCCUGACCACACCUUCAGCCAGCACUUAUUGAACCAUGGAGAGCAAACCUGGACCCCACGUGACCUGUGAAGGUGUUACUGUCUCAUUUAGUACAUUUGACUUGAGACCAUUUUAAGCAUGACCCUGACUUCACCCUUUCCUUCCAUAUCCAGGUUUUUGCUAACUCUGGAAUUCAGUAUUGUGUUGGAACUCUGUUGAGGUGUUUGGCUAUCCACAUUCUUUCCCUCUCUCCCAUUCCCCUGCCUCUUGGCCUGCAAGACACGUCAGAGUUGCUGGAUGGAGUUUACAACUGUCUCUAUGUUGCAAGGGCUUCUCUCAAUGCAAAAUGCCACCAGCAAGUUUAAUUUUAUCAGUGAUGCUGUUGCCUCCUUAGUGCAACCUGACCUCGGUUGCAGCUGUGCAUGGUCUAAGUGUUGGCUGCAUGGUGGUGAUAAAAGUCUCUUUGGAAG